Messenger RNA from Hyaena hyaena (striped hyena), 3806 nucleotides. RefSeq names its product zinc finger protein 665-like. The transcript is spliced from 4 exons. Bases 150 to 2594 code for a protein of 814 amino acids. Lineage: Eukaryota; Metazoa; Chordata; Mammalia; Carnivora; Hyaenidae. Gene Ontology annotation, biological process: negative regulation of transcription by RNA polymerase II. Gene Ontology annotation, molecular function: DNA-binding transcription repressor activity, RNA polymerase II-specific. The record is from RefSeq and is a predicted model, not a curated record.
UCGAGGCAGCACAGCCCCCUGUCCUCCACACCGGGUUUCUGUGGCAGUUACAACUACCGUCCUCGCCCUCCCGCUCACGGGCUCACUUCUCAAGACCGAGCUUACCGAGAGGGAAGCCCCGAGGAGCAGGAAAGAAAGCGGAGGGCGACAUGACUCGUUCCCAGGUGCUGUUGACCUUCAGGGAUGUGGCUGUAGAAUUCUCUCAGGAGGAGUGGGAGUGCCUGGACCCUGCUCAGAGGGCCUUGUACAGGGACGUGAUGCUGGAGAACUACAGGAACCUGGUCUCCCUGGAUACUUCUGUUAGAAGUGUGAUUAAGGAAUUAUCAGCAAAAGAGGAUAUUAACAAAGAAGAAUUAUUCCAAACAUUGAUGUUGGAAAGACACAAAAAAAAUGACAUCAAAGAUUUCGGUUUCAGAGAGGUCCAGCAAAAUAUGCAUGAGUUUGAGAGUCAGUAUGGAUAUAAUGAAACAAAUUACAAAGGAGUAACUGCAGCCCAUAACCAUAAUUUCACUGGUAGAGGAGAUCAACAGCAUAACAGAUCCUGGAAUAUUUUCCCUCUAAAGCAGGAUGUUUCUGUAAGAAAAAGUACUUAUCAAUCUUACAAAUAUGAGAAGUCAUAUAAAAGAUAUUUGUUAAAACUAAAAAAUAACAUAAUGUGUACAGGAAACAAAUAUAUAAAAUGUUUUGAAAAUGGAAUUGGAUUAAGAUUUCAGUCACAUAUGACUGACCUUCAGAAGUUUCAAACUAAAGAGAAAAUUUAUGCACGUUAUCAAGUUGAGAGGUUGAUCAACAGUAGUUCUGCUUCACCACUUGAAAGAAUUCCUUCUGGCAUCAACAUUAGCAUUUGUAGUAAAUCCGGGAAACUUUUUAUUCAUCAUCCAUUACUUACAUAUCAAAAAACACAUAGUAAUGCAGAGCCUUACAAAUGUAAUUAUUGUGGGAAGACUUUUAGAGGAAGCUCAAACCUCACCAAUCAUCAGAGAAUUCAUUCUGGGCAGAAACCUUACAAAUGUAAUGAGUGUGACAAAUCCUUUAACCGCAUCUCACACCUCACUAGACACCAGAGGAUCCAUACCGGAGAGAAACCAUAUAAAUGUGAUGUGUGUGGCAAGGUCUGUAGUCAACAUUCAAAUCUUAUAAUUCAUCAGAGAGUUCACACAGGAGAGAAGCCUUACAAAUGUAAUGAGUGUGGCAAAGCCUUUACCCAAUUUGCAAAACUUACUAGACAUCAGAGAAUCCAUACCAGAGAGAAACCAUACAAGUGUAAUAUAUGUGGCAAGGGCUGUAGUCAAAAUUCAAAUCUUGCACGGCAUCAGAAAAUUCAUACGGGAGAGAAACCUUACAAAUGUAAUGAGUGUGGCAAGGCCUUUUCUGAGUAUUCAAGCCUUACUCGACAUAAACGAAUCCAUUCUGGAGAGAAACCUUAUAAAUGUAAUGAAUGUGGAAAGACUUUUAGAGGAAGCUCAAAUCUCACCAAUCAUCAGAGAAUUCAUUCUGGGCAGAGACCUUACAAAUGUAAUGAGUGUGACAAAUCCUUUAACCGCAUCUCACAUCUCAUUAGACACCAGAGGAUCCAUACCGGAGAGAAACCAUAUAAAUGUGAUGUGUGUGGCAAGGUCUGUAGUCAGUAUUCAAAUCUUGUAAUUCAUCAGAGAGUUCAUACAGGAGAGAAGCCUUACAAAUGUAAUGAGUGUGGCAAAGCCUUUAUGGAGCGUUCAAGCCUUACCCAACAUGAGAGAAUCCAUAGUGGGGAAAAGCCUUACAAAUGUGAAGAAUGUGACAAAGCCUUUACCCAAUUUGCAAAACUUACUAGACAUCAGAGAAUCCAUACCAGAGAGAAACCAUACAAGUGUAAUAUAUGUGGCAAGGGCUGUAGUCAAAAUUCAAAUCUUGCACGGCAUCAGAAAAUUCAUACGGGAGAGAAACCUUACAAAUGUAAUGAGUGUGGCAAGGCCUUUUCUGAGUAUUCAAGCCUUACUCGACAUAAACGAAUCCAUUCUGGAGAGAAACCUUAUAAAUGUAAUGAGUGUGGAAAGACUUUUAGAGGAAGCUCAAAUCUCACCAAUCAUCAGAGAAUUCAUUCUGGGCAGAGACCUUACAAAUGUAAUGAGUGUGACAAAUCCUUUAACCGCAUCUCACAUCUCAUUAGACACCAGAGGAUCCAUACCGGAGAGAAACCAUAUAAAUGUGAUGUGUGUGGCAAGGUCUGUAGUCAAUAUUCAAAUCUUAUAAUUCAUCAGAGAGUUCAUACAGGAGAGAAGCCUUACAAAUGUAAUGAGUGUGGCAAAGCCUUUAUGGAGCGUUCAAGCCUUACGCAACAUGAGAGAAUCCAUAGUGGGGAAAAGCCUUACAAAUGUAAAGAAUGUGACAAAGCCUUUAACCAGUCUUCUAACCUUGUCAUACAUCAGAUAAUUCAUACUGGAGAGAAGCCUUACAAAUGUAAUGAGUGUGACAAAGCCUUUAACGUGUGUUCAAGUCUUGUCCGACAUCAAAGAAUCCAUACUGGAGAGAAGCCUUACAAAUGUAAUGAAUGUGGCAAGGCCUUUACCCAAUUUGCAAACCUUACUAGACAUCAGAAGAUGCAUACUGAAUAGAAACAUUGUAAAUCCAACAUAUGUAGAAAUGCUAUUAUCCAAAGAUCUAGCAGUGGGGAUCAUCAGAGAAAUUUGUAGUGAAGAGAAACCUCACAAAUGUAAUGUGUAUGGUAAAACCUUUAAUGUGUGUUCAUGACUUAAUAUCAAAGAAUCCAUACUGAAUAGAAACCAUAUUAAAGGCAUAUAUUUGCAGGGUUCCCAUUUAAUUAGACACCAGAAUAUGCAUCUUUGAAAGAAACCACAAAAAUGUAAUGGACAUGGCAAGGCUUUUAUCCAAAGAUCAAGCAUAUGUAAUGUCUUGUACUAGAGAAACCACAUAAAUAUAAUGAAUAUGUUAAACUUCUAUCAGAUAUUCAACUGUUUACUAAGGUUUCUUCAACUGUAAACUAAGGUUUAAAACAUACAAAUGUAUUAAAGAUGGCAAGUCCUUUAGACAAUGGUCUGACCUCAAGAUUCAUCAAAGAAUUGAUAUUGUAGAAAAACCUUAAAAAUGGAAUGAUGUGAUUGAUAAAUUGUUUAAAAAUUUCUCACAAUCGGCUAUACAUCAGAUAAUUCAUAGUAGAGAAAACAAUCUCUAAGUUCUUCUGAAAGAUUAUUCAAUUAAAUUCUAAAUGUUAAUAGUGAUUAGUUAAAAAUCAAAAUAGUAAUACCUAUAGUGACUAAGUUACAAGGCUAUCUAUGAAAAAGCCAAGUUACUGUUGAUGAUUUUCAUCCUGAGCUUUGAAAUCUGUUCAUGUUAUACCUUCAUUGCAAUCCUUUCAUUUCACCAUGAAAAUCUCUUGGAAGGGUUGAAUAAGAUAAAAGGGCAAACUUCAUUAGGUGACAUUCAUCCGUGUCCAGAGUUUCCUGCAAGAACAAGAACAGUGAAUUUAUAAUACAAUACAAUAUAAAUUUGAAUGACAGCGUGGGUGGCAUAUAGUGGAUGUAAAACUACGAUCUAAGUCAUCAAGAUUAAUGUGUUAAGGACUGUCUUAUCCAGAUUUGUUGGUAUGAGGCUUUUAUAGCGGAACUGAGGAGAGGGUACUGAAUGUGGCUUAAACUUUCCACCAGUGCCAUAGAAAGAGUACAUAGGCUAUCUAAUCAGCUUACCUAAUUGGUAGAAUGGUAGGACGGAUGGGUGAUUUGAAGCUGUUAAUAGUCAAAUAAUGAAAAAUGAAGUCAGAAUGGGGCACCUGGGUGGCUCAGUCGAUUAAGUGUUGGACUCUUGAUCUU